Cercospora beticola is the source of this 538-nucleotide messenger RNA. RefSeq lists its product as uncharacterized. NCBI's taxonomy places the organism in Eukaryota, Fungi, Ascomycota, Dothideomycetes, Mycosphaerellales, Mycosphaerellaceae. The record is from RefSeq and is a predicted model, not a curated record.
GAUAAGUGAUCUACUUCACUAUAUAAUAGCACUCCGCGCACGACUAGAUCACUAAACUCAUCCAUCGACCUCACCAAUCCACCUCCACCAGUACAUUCACUCGCAUCCAAAUUCAAACCCAUAUCGCACAUAUACCCCAACAAUGUACAAACUCUUCGUCAUAGCCGCAGCCCUCGUGGCCUCCAGCACCGCCCAAUUCUUUCCUGGAGGCCAGACCCUCUACGGAGGCCAAUGCGACUACCAAGGCUUCCUCAACUGCCAAACCCAACAACAGCAAGGCAAACCAGAAGCAGCUCAAGGUUGCGUCCAGAUUGAGGGCGGAGGCCCCAACUGUGUCACACAGACGACCGUCUGCGACCAGCAAUGCGUGCGCGGUUACGCUUACCAGAAGGUCAACUCCAAUGAUCAAUCCUGCGUCUGCAGUCUCCGGGACGCAGCCUGCUAUAUCGGUCAAGACCAGAGCCGAUGCGGCGCGCCAUUCGAUGGCGGUUUUGACGGCGGUUGGGGAUCCACAGGCGGCAGGAACUGGCAGGCCUAG